AUGCUACCAACGUUAAAGCGCUUUAUGUCGUCCUCAGGUCAUCAGAUUCCCAAACAGUUCAAAUCAAUCAUUUACUCUACUCAUGAAGUGGAGGACUGCACGAAAGUCUUGUCGGUUAAGAACUAUACCCCCAAACAAGAUUUGUCCCAAUCAAUUGUGCUAAAAACUUUGGCUUUUCCUAUAAACCCCUCGGAUAUCAACCAGUUGCAGGGCGUGUAUCCAUCUCGUCCUGAAAAGACAUUCGAUUACUCUACAGAUGAGCCGGCCGCUAUCGCUGGCAACGAAGGUGUGUUUGAGGUUGUCUCUUUACCUUUGGAUAGUUCCAAGGGUGGAUUGAAGUUGGGUGACCGUGUUAUCCCACUUCAGGCAAACCAGGGAACCUGGUCGAAUUACAGAGUCUUCUCUGAUAGUUCUGAAUUGAUCAAAGUGAAUGAUUUGGAUUUGUUUUCUGCUGCUACUGUCUCWGUUAAUGGGUGCACCGGUUUCCAACUGGUUUCGGAUUUUAUUGACUSGAACAAGGGUGGUAAUGAGUGGAUAAUCCAAAAUGCAGGUACAUCCGGUGUUUCAAAGAUCGUCUCACAAGUGGCAAAGGCUAAAGGAAUAAAGACCCUCAGUGUCAUUCGUGACCGUGACAAUUUCGACGAGGUAGCCAAAGUAUUGGAGGAUAAAUAUGGUGCUACCAAAGUCAUUUCUGAAUCGCAAAACAAUGACAAGGCAUUUGCUAAAGAAGUUUUGUCCAAGGUUUUGGGAGAAAACGCAAGAGUAAAACUAGCUUUAAAUUCUGUCGGAGGCAAAUCCAGUGCUUCAAUUGCUCGUAAGCUGGAGAAAAACGCUUUGAUGCUCACUUAUGGUGGAAUGUCAAAACAGCCUGUCACUUUACCAACGUCAUUACAUAUCUUCAAAGGCUUGACUUCCAAGGGUUACUGGGUCACUGAAAAGAACAAAGAAAACCCUCAAUCUAAAAUUGACACUAUAAACGAUUUCAUCAAAUUGUACAAUGAAGGCAAAAUUAUUUCUCCAAAGGACGAAAUCCAAACCUUGACUUGGAAUAUUAAUACAAUGACUGAUGAACAAUUAUUGGAUAUAGUUAAAAAGGGUAUAACCGACAAGGGGAAGAAAAAAUUGAUUGUUUUGGAAUGGUAA
This is a messenger RNA of Saccharomyces eubayanus, 1143 nucleotides long. It is a transcript of the gene ETR1, whose product is annotated as enoyl-[acyl-carrier-protein] reductase. Gene Ontology annotation, cellular component: mitochondrion. The record is from RefSeq and is a predicted model, not a curated record. Gene Ontology annotation, biological process: fatty acid metabolic process. Gene Ontology annotation, molecular function: trans-2-enoyl-CoA reductase (NADPH) activity. The transcript has a single exon. Lineage: Eukaryota; Fungi; Ascomycota; Saccharomycetes; Saccharomycetales; Saccharomycetaceae. Bases 1 to 1143 code for a protein of 380 amino acids.